Molecule: messenger RNA, 1867 nt
Organism: Drosophila suzukii
Lineage: Eukaryota; Metazoa; Arthropoda; Insecta; Diptera; Drosophilidae
Source: RefSeq, a predicted model, not a curated record
UGAACAGUUCACAUCAAUUUUUUCCUGAACUUGCUUUGUAAAUAUUAAAAUUGUGUAGUGCUACUUAUCACCAAAACAAAACCCCAAAUUUAAUUUCAUUUAAUUUAAGUGGUAAUUUGUCACAAGCGCCAAGAUGCUGUUAGUACAAGUGGUUUCAAGUUUUGAAAAUAGUCGAGAUGUGCCUUUGCACCAGCCAAUCUUGUUUGAGAUCGAGGAUAACGCAAACAUUCUGCAUCUGUGCCAAAAGCUGGAGCCUAUAAUGGCGAUACCCCUGUACGAGAUUAAAAUCGAAAAAUUAGGCAAGGGAAUAGACAAUAACGAAUUGAUUUCUGAUGUUUUGGAUGUGGGGACUUCUGAAGAUUUGGGAACGGACGCUGAACUCUCUGUCCUACACGGCAGCUCAUUUGUGGCGAAGAUAAAAUUCUACAAACAAGCACAUAAAAACGGAGAACCGCUCAGCCACGAAUACUACGGGCUUCCGCAACAGAUGAUCAAGCGCAAUGGUGCUCUUCUCACAGGACGAUCGGCUCAAGUCGCGGAUUCUGAGCCGAACUCUAGCUUUGAAGAGGAGGAGCCGACCUAUUGCGAGAUCAGAUCAGCGAAUUUGCUCCAAAGAAGUGUAAUUGUAACUGCUUAGCUUAAAAAACCCCUUGCCUCUCCUGCUUUUCCUGAUGGUGCUCCCAGCUGUAAUGUAGUCAAAUCGAUGUCGUCAAUGUAGCCAAAGAUCUACUCCAGAUGGUUCCAGUUGGAUAUCAUGUUCCGCUCGAAAGGGCUCUUCAGGUGGCACGCACUGCCCCGAUGUUGGGGAUAUCGUUGCCCACCUGGACUUCGGCCUGUACUUCCUCAGCCGCCGCCUUGUCAUCCUUGCGGAAACGCAGCUCUAGGUUUUUCAAGGCGCUCGUUAUCAAUAUACAGAAUGCAGCUUAAUUCAGAAGAUUUGAUCCAAAAAACACUCCAAUCCGGUGAUGUAGAACGCCUAGCUUGGAAACUCCCAUGCUUCGCCUGCUUUUGCUGAUGGUACCCCAGCUGUAGAGCAUCAAUGCGUAGUCAAAUCAAUGUCAUUAAUCUAGUCAGAUAUAUUCCUGAUGGUUCCAGUUGGAUAUCAUGUUUCGCUCGAAAGGGCUCUUCAGCCCUCGCGCCACUCGUUGUCGAUCAUCAGAAUGCAGCUUAAUUCAGAAGUUUUGAUCAAAAUAAGGCCAAUCCGGUGAUGUAGAACGCCCCGACUUUCGAUUUGUUCAAAAUUGUGUGUGCUCCUGCCUAAUGUUCAUUUUCGUACGACUUUCUAAACAGUUUACAUCAAUUUUUUCUGAACCUGCUUUGUAAGCUAUAAAAAAUUUUUAAGUGCUACUUCACACCAACAACCCGAAAUUUAACGAAGUGGUAAUAUUUCACAAGCCAAAAUGCUCUUAGUGCUACUCUUUUCAAUGGGUGAUGAACUCUGCAUUUCGCGGAAACUCCAGAAAAACGGGCAACCGAUUAAGCUACUGUACCACCAAUUCUACGUGUCUCCGCAAAAGCGAUAUGGUGCUGUCUCGCGGGACGAUCGGCUCAGGUCGCGGAACCAUUCCAAAAAUCUAACGAGAAUAUACCGGACAAAGAAUUAGUUUUCGGUGUUUUGCGCGUGGUUCAAGAUUCGAGAACAGGUGCGUGUCUGUCCGUAUUGCAUGACAAAUCUUGUGACUUACCUAUGGUUUUACAACCAAGUGGAUAUUAAUGGGCAACCUAUUGAGGGACAGUACCGCCAAUUCUACGUCUCUCCGGAUUCCUGUGCGUCAACCUCGAGCUUGGAGGAGGAGCAGCCAAGGGCAGUCUUCAGAGUAGCGAUCAUAAUUGCUGGUUUUAUUGUAUAAAUGUAAACUGCAGCCUA